This is a messenger RNA of Acomys russatus (golden spiny mouse), 618 nucleotides long. RefSeq names its product chromosome 5 C11orf98 homolog (gene C5H11orf98). The transcript is spliced from 4 exons. The coding region runs from base 78 to 443 and encodes 121 amino acids. The record is from RefSeq and is a predicted model, not a curated record. NCBI's taxonomy places the organism in Eukaryota, Metazoa, Chordata, Mammalia, Rodentia, Muridae.
GCGGGGCCUUUCGCUCAUGGCGGAACCUGCGAGUGGAGCGGAAGUGCGGCUCCGGGAGUGAGCCUCCGAGUGCCGCUAUGGCACCUCCUGGAGGAAAGAUCAAUCGUCCGCGGACGGAACUGAAGAAGAAGUUGUUCAAGCGCCGGAGGGUGCUGAGCAGGGAUCGGCGACGGAAGCGCCAGGUGGUCGGGGCCGUGAUAGACGAAGGGCUGAUUACCAGGCACCACCUCAAGAAGCGGGCGUCCAGUGCACGUGCCAACAUCACACUGUCUGGGAAGAAGCGCAGGAAACUCCUACAGCAGAUCCGCCUGGCCCAGAAAGAAAAGGCAGCCAUGGAAGUGGAAGCCCUCAAGUCAACCAGGCCUAGUGAGCCACAGCCCAAGCGACGACAAAAGAAGAUAACAACUCCCCAGGAUGUAGAUAUGGAGGAUCUUGGAGACUGAGAGCUAAACUUCCUACCUCUCCUACCUGAGGAUUCUCAGCAGCAGCCAGAAGGACUUGGAGGACUUUAGAGAAAAUAUUACUAUAUUUCAUCCUCCCAGAUACCUCCUCUGUAAUGGCCCUCUGAUCUCCCCUUGAGGUAUAUUUUGGAAGGACACAGAGAAAGACUGGAGAGGC